GUGAAUCUCUUGAGAACGAAAAGAGCUUUUUAAAAAUUUUAAAAAGACUUGCUAACCAACUUUUUAAGCUCUAUAAUACAAGUCCAACAUCAUUUUAUACCUCGGGUUCCCUUUAAGUUAUAUAUAGAUUUUUUUAUAUUUUGGAGGUUAGAAUAUUAAUGGAAGCAGAAGGAGAAAUGAAGACAGAAUGUGAACAAGCUGAAGGAACAACAACCAUACAUGUCACACUGCAGCAAGCACUGACUCAAAAAGAAUCUGAAGUUCUUUCUCUUAUCAUUCAAAACGAAGAAACUGAGGUGUUAAGUGCACUAUGUGAACACACAGAUGGCAUAAUACCAGGAGAAGUAGCUAGUGAAUAUAUAGCAGAACAUAUCAAAGGUGAUAUAGCUGAGCCUCCUAGUGAAGUUGAGAAUAAAUUAAAAGACAAUGCAAACAUGGAAGAGGCUACAUUGGAAUUAAAUGCUGCAGAUGUUGCUUGGAUAUCCUUACUAACUAAAUUUGAAUAUGUUAACGAAGGCCGAAUCCGUGGUUAUGUAGAAGGGGAGAAGGCGUUUCUAUGUUUAUGGGAAAGCUUUCAGUCCUCAACUAUGACAUCAUUUUCUGUUAGAAGCAGUGACCGCUUUUAUAAAUUUGCAGAUAAUUCUGAGGAAGGUGCCGUGUUGGGCCGUAUUUUAAAGGGUACACCACGUUGGAGUAGGUUGCCACUGGUACCUUUUGAUGGUGUACCAUUUGUUACCGUAGAUAGAAAGUACUUUGGAUGCAGGUUGGGUGGGAUCGAGAGACGUAACAGUAGAAAAGGACAGUGUAAGUCUUCACGAAAUGGGCAAACUGUAAAAGUUGGCUGUCCAGCAGAAGCCGAAGUUUUGGAGGUGUGGCGUGUUCCUGAAUUAGUGUUGUCUGAUCAAAUACAGUCUAAACGUGAAAAGCGUCGAGUAAAACAAAAGUUACUUGCCAAGGUACGCGAGUACAUUGCAGACGGAAAAUUCACUCGUCGAUAUUACGUCACAUUUCCGUUAAUUAGUAAACAUUUGAACCAUCCGGUGUUGGAUCCGGAGGCCGGCCAAUUAAAAAUACUCCAUCCAAAGAUCAUUGAGAAAAUAUACGACCUCGUUAACGGAGGCAUUUACGAGAAAAGGGUUAUCAAAUAUAUGCUGGAGAGUUUUGUGGAGGAGUUUCAGAAAGAUCUCGGUAUUGAAAUACAGAGCACUGACAGAGCAUUCCACCCAACUGACCGUGAUAUUAAUAACCAUGUAAGAAACGCACGAAAAGCGCUUAAUAAUGUCAGUUUGGCGAUAACUGACACUGCUGUCGAGAAUGCUGGGGACACGACUGUACCCGACGUUGUUAGUGACGAGACGUUAACUUAUAGCACUAAAGUUGUUGCCACUAGUUUUCCUGAAAUUAUCACUAGUGAUGUGACGUACGACAUUAAUACAACAGAACCGGAACAUAUAUACGAAAGUGUCACUGUGGCGACCAGUGAUUACGCCAGGGAUAAUAUAACCGAUACCACUGUCGACACUCCUUGUUACGAAAAUGCCACUAAUGAAUCGGAGAAUUAUUUAACGACAUCAGAAGUAAAUGCUGUUUCUAUAGACGAUAUUGUACAAAACAGUGUAAUAGAAUACUAUCAAAAAAGCAAUACAACCACCGAGGUGGAGUGCGCCAUGCGUGAUUUGUUGCAUCCGUGUAAACGAAAAUCGAUAAAAAGAGAACGGAAACUGUCGACAAGAUCUUCGAAAUUAAUUCGAAAACAGCGCGAUUUGAAGAUAUUAUUGCGGGAGGAAAUUCAAAAAAGUUUUGCGGUUAUAAACAUUUCCUUACAGGAAGAAACCAAUGAAAUCAAGUUAAACACUAUACUGAAAAAAGUAAAAACUCUCCAACGAAUGGUAGAAGGCCGCACUGUUUACAAAAGAAGUAAGAGAAGACAGGGUGUUCAAUCUAUGGUCAAUUUUCCUCCAGUCGAAGAGUCUUAGAAUUUUUUAAAACUUGAGUUAAGGAUCGGUUAUAUAUGACGUUAGACAACUUAAUCGUAAAAAAAUGUUGUUUCGAUUAACGUUACACAUAAAAGAAUGUAGAAUAUUAGCGUUUGUGACUACAACUCUGAUACUUACAAGGUAUAUUCCUGAUAACUCAAACCUGCAAAGAGUUACCGAGACAUUCAUACUUUAAUUUUACCAACAAAAAUUGAAAAAAAUAGUUUAACUUACACUCCAACAAAAAUACAAUUGAUCUUGUUAAUAGCUAAACAGGAGAAAGAAUGUUUCUAAAGAAAGGUAGUUUAAAAGUUUGGUCAACAUUUUCCUAUUGUGUUUAAGUUAUCAGGGGUGUUUUAGCUUAGAACACCACUAAAAUUAUUUAAUUUAGAAAAUGUUCGAGUUCUUAGGGAUUACUUAUAAGAAAGUAUUAAUAAAGUUCGAGUUACUGAUGGAAGUUCGAGUUAUCGGGGGUUUGAGUGGUUUGUCAUAUGUAAAAGACAAACCAUGAUGUAGUUGGCAUUUAAACUAUUAAUACAAAAAGCAGUGAAA
Messenger RNA from Hydractinia symbiolongicarpus, 2528 nucleotides. RefSeq lists its product as uncharacterized. Gene Ontology annotation, molecular function: DNA-binding transcription factor activity. The transcript is spliced from 3 exons. The coding region runs from base 159 to 1976 and encodes 605 amino acids. The record is from RefSeq and is a predicted model, not a curated record. NCBI's taxonomy places the organism in Eukaryota, Metazoa, Cnidaria, Hydrozoa, Anthoathecata, Hydractiniidae.